Cokeromyces recurvatus is the source of this 174-nucleotide messenger RNA. RefSeq lists its product as uncharacterized. The record is from RefSeq and is a predicted model, not a curated record. The transcript is spliced from 2 exons. Lineage: Eukaryota; Fungi; Mucoromycota; Mucoromycetes; Mucorales; Mucoraceae. The coding region runs from base 1 to 174 and encodes 57 amino acids.
AUGAACUCUUCUAUUGCUUCUGGUGCUUCUUAUUCUAGUUUGGCUGUUGAAUCCUUGUUGAGUUUUAACUUAAAUGCUCUCCUCGAAGAUGGGACUUCUCUGUCUUCUGUUUCUGAUGAGAUCUCGGAUACUACGGGUUUAGAUGAUUCUUCUAUAUCAUCAUGUCAAACAUAA